ACGGCGACGUAGUUAGAAAAAUCAUCAAUCUGGAAAAGGGUUUCAAAACUCUAGGCGGUCUCCGAAAUUGGCAAAUUGCAAGAAUUUUGGAUCCAAUGGUGUGGUUUCAGUGCGAAGAUUGUGGCGAGAGUCUGAAGAAGCCAAGGCUCUCGAGGCACUUGCGUAUGUGCACUGCCACCAAGUUUUCUUGCAUUGACUGUGGAAACAUGUUUGGGCAAGAUAGUGUUUACUAUCAUAAUCAAUGCAUCACUGAGGCUGAGAAAUAUGGUCCAAAGGGGCUAUCUAAUGGUGAAAAUUCGAAACAAAAGCACGAUUUCGAUAUAAAUACCGAGUUAUACAAGAGUCCUUCAUGGUUUUGUAGCUUAUGUAAUGCAAAUAUGACCUGCGAGCAGGAUUAUUUUGCCCAUGUCUAUGGAAAGAAACACCAAGAGAAAGCAAAUGAGGUUGCUGAUAUGGACUACUCUAAACAACAAUCUGAACAACCACCAGUUGACAAGCACAACUUAAAACAACAACCCGACUUUGAUAUAUAUGUCGGGUUAUCAAACCACUAUCCAUGGUUCUGUAGCUUGUGUAACAUAAUGGCUACCAGUCAGCAGACUUUGUUAUCACAUGCCAAUGGGAAGAAACACCGAGCGAACGUCGAAUGGUUUGAUGCUGAACAACAGCAACGACAAGUAACACAACAUUCCACGAUGGACAACUCAAAACAACAGAUCGAAGUCGAUAUAAAUGUUGGGUUAUCCAAUUGUUAUCCAUGGUUUUGUAGCUUGUGUAACGUGAAGGCUACAUGCCAGCAGAAUUUGCUAUCCCAUGCCAAUGGUAGAAAACACCGAGAAAAUAUCGAAUUGUUUGAUGCUACACAACAACAACAGUUAGAAAAAUCCUCAGUGGAUAAGAAGGAUACAAUUGAAAAUGCUUCUGAUGGUAAUUCCGAACAGAAGAGAGUAGAUUUGCUUGUCUCAUCAGGUGUUGCAAAUGGAUAUCCUCAGGCCGGCAAAAAGAGAAAGCUAGAGACUUUCGAUGAAACACGGAACAGGGAGGUAGUUCAGGCCGAAGAAGCAGAAGGAGGGGGUGAGAAAAAGCAAGAGAAUAAGAAGAAGCGAAAGAAGGAAAAGAAGCAAACUAUGUCAGACUCUGAUUUCGAGUAUGACAAGGAAGAUAUCAAGCAGCUGUUGGUAUCUUACUCGAAGGAAGAGCUUGUUAACCUCAUAUACAAGACUGCUGAGAAGGGUUCUCGAUUGAUCUCUGCCAUCCUUGAAUCGGCUGACCGUGACAUCGCUCAGCGCAAUAUAUUUGUGCGUGGAUUUGGAUGGGACACAACACAUGAGAACCUCAAGGCGGCGUUUGAGACUUAUGGGGAGAUAGAGGAUUGCUCGGUGGUCAUGGACAAGGACACGGGAAGAGGUAAAGGGUAUGGGUUUGUGCAGUUCAAGACGCGGAAAGGAGCGAGAGAGGCAUUGAAAAGACCGGAGAAGAGGAUGUACAACCGCAUCGUGGUAUGUAAUCUAGCAUCAAAGAAGCCGUCUGGGGCUGGAAAGGAGCAGGAUAUGGCUGAACCGGUGAAGAUUGAUCUAACUCAGAUGGCCAAUCAAAGUGAAGCAGUCUUGCCCGGUCCCGAACUGGGUCACGGACAUGUACUCAAGAAGAUGCACCACCAACAACAGACUAUAGAUAUGUUCGGACAGAACAUUCCUUUUUACGGACACUCUCAUCAGUUUCCUGGUUUUGAUCCAAUGUAUGGUGCAUUAAGUGGUCUAGCAAACUAUGGUAUGUUUGGCUCGGGUAUGAUGAUGAACCAAGGAUCGAUGUUGCAGCCACCACCGAAUCAUUUAGGCAUGGCAGGGCAAUAUUUUGGUGAUGGGGGACAUGCUUGGCAUCAGAGGUAGCUGAGAUCAUUUGGUAAGGCUGUUAUCUCUGAUAUAUUAAUUAGACUUUCAAUUUUCGGUUAGGCUAAUUACUAAUCUGGUAUCUUCAACCUACCUGAGUAAAUCUAUGUAAGCCAGAAAAGCAAAGUUCCGGUUUCGAGUUGUGUGAAUAUAUACCAAACAAAACCAGCCUUUUGGGGUUUGAUUUGAGAGUUUUUUAUUUGGUUGGAUAAAAAAUAACUACAAGAAUAAACAUAAGUAAAAAUGUUUGAUAUUUA
Molecule: messenger RNA, 2146 nt
Organism: Arabidopsis lyrata subsp. lyrata
Lineage: Eukaryota; Viridiplantae; Streptophyta; Magnoliopsida; Brassicales; Brassicaceae
Product: UBP1-associated proteins 1C
Exons: 6
Coding region: 96-1889 (597 amino acids)
Biological process (GO): negative regulation of transcription by RNA polymerase II; rRNA processing
Cellular component (GO): nucleolus
Molecular function (GO): zinc ion binding; DNA binding; RNA binding
Source: RefSeq, a predicted model, not a curated record